Messenger RNA from Myripristis murdjan (pinecone soldierfish), 595 nucleotides. Its product is annotated as small integral membrane protein 36-like. Bases 122 to 424 code for a protein of 100 amino acids. The record is from RefSeq and is a predicted model, not a curated record. The transcript has a single exon. Lineage: Eukaryota; Metazoa; Chordata; Actinopteri; Holocentriformes; Holocentridae.
GCUGUCACUGGCUUGUUUCAUGUCUUUCCCUCCGUAGCAGGCGUCUACCUUUACCUUUCUCUUCCUCCGGGCAGCGCUUGUUCUCCGAGGCCCGAGGGCCGCACAGCAUGAAGCGGGCACCAUGGGCUUUCUGGAAAACUACCAGGAAAUUGACCCUGUCACUUUGAACCUUUGCAUCCUCAUCGCCAGCUAUGUUAUCUUGCUCCUGGUCUUCCUGAUAUCCUGUAUUAUGUACGACUGCCGGGGCAAAGAUCCAACCAAGGAGUACGCCCCGGAUCCUCAGCCUACCCAAUCUCCCAUCAGACUGGUUGUUAUGCAGAAUUCUCCGGCCCCGGUGGGACGAUGGGACACAACCAACAUGAUCACCACUUACCAUGAGCCACCUCAUUCAGACUUCAGAGAGAAGAAGAGCACGAUGGUCUGAGAGGAUUUCAGGACUAGCUAUUUCCACGGACUAAGCUUUGUACAUACUGGACUUCUUUUUGUACAUAAAAAACCUUUUUACAUUCACUUUUUAAGAUUUUUUUUUUUCUAUCUCUCUGUCCGCUGCUGGCUGGGACAAUGCUAGGAAUUGACCUGCACAAGACAAGACUUA